GAAGGAGAAUCUAGCCACUCACGCGCUCCCGAGCACACGGGACGCCGAGCCAUUAGCGCGCUCUCGCGCAAAGCGCACGUCGAUUGGCUCGAAUGGUGACAAAGGGCGUGGCGCCGCAGGAGCUCAAAUGCCUGUACUGCUGUGAACUGGAAGAGCAUUAGGUAUGGAGAACCUGAUGGCUGGCUCAUCCCUACCCCCACUGUUUGCAGAUGAUGAUGGCUCAAAGGAAAGCAGUGAUAUGCCCACAACUGGGGUAGCCCACUCUGAGGGGUCAUACAGUGGAGGAGCUUCGCAGUCUGUGAACAAUCCAGAGUUUGUGGAGGACUUGUCACAAGUUCAGUUGCUGCAAAAUGAGUCUUCUAAUACAGCUGAAAGCAGCGAGCAGAGACUUGAAGAAGAGCAAAGAACUAAACGAGGAGGCUGGUCCAAAGGGAGAAAGAGGAAGAAACCCCUUAGGGACAGCAAUGCUCCGAAAUCCCCCCUCACAGGGUAUGUGCGAUUCAUGAAUGAGCGUAGGGAGCAGCUUCGAGCGAAGAUGCCUGAAGUCCCUUUCCCAGAGAUCACCAGGAUGCUGGGCAAUGAGUGGAGUAAGCUGCCUCCUGAGGAGAAACGGCGCUACCUUGAUGAAGCAGAUAGAGAUAAGGAACGGUACAUGCGGGAACUGGAGCAGUACCAGAAGACAGAGGCCUACAAAGUCUUUAGCAGGAAAGCACAGGACAGGCAGAAAGGCAAAUCACACCGGCAAGAUGGAACACGACAGACUGCCCACGACCAUGAGAAAGAAGCAGACACGAAGGAGAGGUCUGUUUUUGAUAUCCCAAUCUUCACAGAAGAGUUCCUGAAUCAUAGCAAAGCACGGGAAGCAGAGCUGCGCCAGCUGCGUAAAUCCAACAUGGAGUUUGAGGAGAGGAAUGCUGCCCUACAGAAGCACGUGGAGAGUAUGCGCACUGCUGUGGAGAAGUUGGAGGUGGAUGUGAUCCAGGAGCGCAGCCGGAACACAGUGCUGCAGCAGCAUCUAGAGACCUUACGGCAAGCACUCACCAGCAGCUUUGCCGGAGUCCCACUACCAGGCAGUGGGGAGACCCCCACAAUGGACACCAUUGACUCGUACAUGAACAGACUGCACAGUAUUAUUCUGGCUAACCCACAAGAGAAUGAGAAUCUCAUAGCCACAGUCCGAGAGGUUGUAAACCGGCUUGAUCGCUAGUGACUUGGGUCUCCUGGCCCAGGGGUGUCUUACAAAAGUGAUUCAGCCAGUGAGGAAUGAAAAGCCAUGGUGGAAACAGACUGGAGGUGGGAGGCAGGACUUCAGGAUCUGUCCUGGUCCCUGCCUAAGCAGCUUGCCAAUGGGGCAAACUGUUUAAUGAAUUAAAAGCUCCUAUGAAGCCACAGGCACCAGCCACUAAACAUUUGAACUAUCCUCCAUGUAAAGCUUUCAGAGCAUGUGACUACCGUACAAUCAUCAGUUUUCCAUCAUUUCAGCUGGGUGGGGGAAUACCCACACACUCUGUGGACUGGACAACAAUGGCGGUGAAUCUGCUUCCAGUCAGUGUAUUGGAGGCAGCCUUCGUGUUGUGGUAAUAGAGCUUUGAAAUGUUAUGUUGCUUUGUAUCUCUUCAUCCUUUCUGUGGGGUUUCCUUCUCCCUUUCCAGUUCUCCUUUUGUCCUUUUCUUGUUAGUUGAUGUUUGCUGCACUGUAUAGCAACACCUGUAUUCUUUGCUAUGAUAGACACAGCCUUCCUUACUACCCCGCCUGUCGUGUCUUCAGUGCAAGCUUCUCUUUUUUGUGCUAGGCUGCAUCUCGUACAACGAGGUUCCUUCCUGCUGGUAUUGGCUGUGGCUGGCACUUCAUGACUGAGCGGCCCCGAAGGAAGGGCUCUCUCUUUCCCCCCUCCCAGCUACUCUUUCCAAGCAUCUCUGCUGCACAUAUACGGUGUCCUGCUUCUCAGCAAGAUUCCACUGUUCCUAUCUAUUGAAAAUGUCUGGUGCAGCAUUUUACUGCUGAAAAGGUCAGCGGUAAUCAAGAGAGAAAGAGAGAGGCUGGCUUCUCUCAGCCAGCAGGAAAAGUACAAAACUUUAUUUUAGAUUAAAAUAAAACACGUCACUUUUCUGUCCCCUGAUAUGUUGCUUUGUCUAAUAUGAUGUGAGUUGCAGCCUGCUUGAGCGAAUUAUAUUAUGUUCCAAGUCGUCUCUCCACCACAAAGGGAAACAGGCAGGGGAAUUACAUUUCCCUCUGCCCAUCUGCUGUUGUAGCGCUAAGGAACCAUUUUUAUAAAAGGAGCCUGCAAUGAAGUGCAGCCGCAGAGAGCAGCUUUAACAGAAGUGAGCAAAUUGUGGCGCAUAGAAUUCCGCAGUGCAGCCCAGGGCUACCCUCACCUUUAAUACAAAAGUGCAUCUUCUGGAGACUACUGCUUCCUGCAUGGGAUGUUCCAGCUUGAUCUGAGUGGCCUUUCACUCAUGGCGAGUGUCUUUUUGUGUGCCGAGAUCUGUAGUUUCUCUGAAUUGCACCUCACCUGCUUGUUGAAGAUGAAGACGUCUACUGUCUGCACCGUCUUAUGCAAAUUAUUUGCAGCCCUUGGGCUCCUGUCAAAUUAUUAGUUCAGGCUUCAGUUGAAAACUUCUUGAAUACCCUUGAGCUUUAUUAUGAUGGUCCAAACAUGCUCUCCGUUCUAGCUGCCACCUUCCUACGCCUCCUCCAGAAAAUCUUGGGACUUUUCCUAUCAUGAACUGGGAAUGCUUUUAUUACCUUGCCAUGCUGAUGCAAGCAAAAACAGUUUCACGGAUCUGCAGUGUUAGCAUCUGCCCAAUUUUAUAUUUGAAGAUUAAAAAGUAGUUCCUCCUUUUCCACUCUUUAGUGCAUGCUGCACAGAUUUCACAUUUACUUAAAGCCACCUCCAAGUCAAAGCCGUCUGUGACAAGGGCUCCCUCACCCCUUGCCUUGCAGCUGCUACCUUCACUGCAGCCAAACAGCAAGGAUUUGCUUGUAAGCUCAAGUCUUCCUUCAGGGAGGGACGCGUUUUUGUAUUUUCUCUCAUCAUUUUUCAAGACUUCACCCACAAGAGCUGCAACUUGGGGCAUUGACUUUCUUUUUCCUUAACAUAGGCAAGACCUAAGUUCCCUGUAAGCUGUGCAGCCUCACAGCAUCCUAUUUAGUGCUGCGCGGGCGCUCGGGGUACCCUCCCGAGGACCUGCCGCAGCCAGGGCGGCCCGGGCCCAGGGACAGCCGAAUCAGGCUUGGGCACGGCCGGGGCGUCGCAGCUGGGCCCGGACCCUGGGGUGGCCCUCCCCAGGCCCAGAGCCGCUGAGGCCAGGGAAGGGGCACCUAUCCUGCAGCCCCAGCUCCAGAGCUGCCGCGGCAGGGAGAGGCGCCUUUCCCCACCCUAGCCCAGGUGCUGCUGCAGGGAGGGAGAGCUGGGGGGAGUCCUCUCUCCCCGCCGUAGCCCAGGAGCACCCUCCUACCCCAAACCUAUCAUCCUCAGCCCCACCCCAGAGCUCGCACCCCCAGCUAGAGCCCACACACCCUGCACCCAACCCUCUGCCCCAGCCCUGAGCCUCCUCCCAUGCGCUGAACCCCUCGGUCUCACCCCCACCACAUGAAUUUUGUUAUGUGCACCAAUAUGAAAGUGAUUCAUUCUGCACAUGGCUGGGAAAAAUUAGAGGGAACACUGUGCAAGACCAGCAGAUGUUAGCAUGAACUAGUUUUGAAUUCUGUUGUGAAUAGGUUGUGGGAGAACAUCCUGUAGAUAAAUAGCAUCUCAGGAAAAAGCACCUCCGUCUCACACCAUUUAGUAAUUGUGGCAAUUGACUGCUGUAUUGAAGUGGGAGUAGCCUAAGUGCAGUCCACAGCCAAAACCUGGGCCCACAGAGUUCUAACAAAUCAGUCAGUGGUAACGUUUAUCUUUAAUACAGAGAUAUACCCCAUGGAGACUCAAGGUCUCAGCAUUGUGAUGCAAGGGCUUGAUCCACUUUGUGUCCAUAAGCUGCCCUGUCUUACACAAAUCAGAUGUAGCCGUCAGCUCCUGGCACAUUGCCAACAUAUCUCUGUGUUGGGCAAAGCCUGCCUGUUCUUGGAUGGGAGACUUAAGCAGGUACUUACUGUUAGCUGCAUGCUGACCAAUCUUUCCCUUUUCCCCAACACAGAGGAAGAGAGAUGUGAUGACAUGGCCCAUUUUGAAGCAGCUGGGAUGGGGGGGAUGGUUUGAGUUCUUGCUCUCCAACAAUAUUACAGAUGAUGUUUUGUCUCAUUAAGAAGCUUCAUAUCUGCACUGAUUUAUCCAAUGAAAAGUGAAUUUUGCCUUUUCAGUGUUUUUCAUGAGUGUCACUGCAGUUUACAUUUUUCAGUGUGUUGGCUGACAAAAAAAAAAUUAAGUGGGUGGUGAGGGGAGGAGCAGGGUCAGACAUUUUCUUUGCUCUGAGAAAUGUUAACAAAAACGUAUUAAAAUGGAGUCCAUUGGCUGGAUUAAUGUGUUUGGAAUUGUUGAAAUGCCAAGUUUUCUGUACAAGUGUUUUUGCAAUUAAACUUUUAGACUUUCUUUGUUUAAGAAGAUGAUAUGCUUGCUUGACAUUUGCUUCAUUAAAACUGUUCAGCUUUGAAUUCA
Molecule: messenger RNA, 4597 nt
Organism: Mauremys mutica (yellowpond turtle)
Lineage: Eukaryota; Metazoa; Chordata; Testudines; Geoemydidae
Gene: HMG20A
Product: high mobility group 20A
Exons: 11
Coding region: 164-1207 (347 amino acids)
Biological process (GO): regulation of gene expression
Cellular component (GO): nucleus
Source: RefSeq, a predicted model, not a curated record